Molecule: messenger RNA, 390 nt
Organism: Ostertagia ostertagi
Lineage: Eukaryota; Metazoa; Nematoda; Chromadorea; Rhabditida; Trichostrongylidae
Source: the annotation of a GenBank genome assembly
GGUAUCGCUUGCCUUACAUCUCGAGAUGUGAGCAGAUUUCUCAAUGUCGCUUUCAAGGUUUACGAUUUAGCGACAAUAUGGCCAUCAACAGUAGAGGUCAUCAAUGGAAAUGUGGUAAAGGUGGAUGAAGACGGUGGCGAAACACUGACUGUUCCUGAAAUGCCUGGUCCAAGUAUAGUAAAGGAAAGCUUAUGGACUGAUAGUGAUGACAAAGAGAAAAUUUGUUUCUCUUCCAAGAUGAGCGAAGAGGGUCUCGUACCCGAUAACGUGUCGGAAUCUUCCUCGACAAGGUACGAGACUCGCAUCUCUAAUAGAUGUGCUUGUGAUACACCUGGCUCCAUCUUGGCUGGCAGCUCGAUCAGCAGAAGUAAGAGCGAAUGCUUUAUCUGA